AUGGAUCUCCACGAACUCGAUGAGAUACGGCUAGAGGCCAAUGAUAAUUCGAGAAUCUACAAGGAAAGAACCAAAGCUUUUCAUGAUAAGAAAAUCAAACACAAGGACUUAAAAGCUGGAGACAAAGUCCUUUUGUUCAACUCAAGACUUCGGCUAUUCCCUGGGAAGCUCAAGUCAAGAUGGUCAGGACCAUUCAAAAUUAAGGACAUUCUGCCCUAUGGAGCAGUCACUCUUCUUGAUAGCAAUGCGAAGGAAUUUACUGUGAACGGGCAGAGAGUGAAGAGGUACAUGGCAAAUGAGAGCACAGAGGAGGAACCACCUCUGCGUCUCGACGAUCCCGCGCCAGUCUGA
Camelina sativa (false flax) is the source of this 351-nucleotide messenger RNA. NCBI's taxonomy places the organism in Eukaryota, Viridiplantae, Streptophyta, Magnoliopsida, Brassicales, Brassicaceae. The record is from RefSeq and is a predicted model, not a curated record.